GCCGCCUUGCUGACGCGGGCUUCCCCCGACCCGGAUCCUCCGUUUCUCCGGUCUCCACACGGCGUGAGCAGUUGAGCACCAACCAAACCAUGCGACCGGCGGGCUCGACGGAGUCCUCCCCGGAGGCGCGACAGCGCAGCCCCAGGCAUGCGGCCGCAUCCAGAGGCCGCGGCACCAGGCACUCGGAGGCGUACGGCUUCGUGGGGUCCAUCGCCGCGUCCGCCGCCGCGCUCGCGUACAUCGCGUGGGCGUACGCUCCGGAGCCGUGGCUCUGCCACAUCGGCGCGACCUACUACCCCAACAAGCGCUGGGCGGUGGCCGUUCCGGCGUUCGUGGCGGUGGCCGUGGCGCAGGGCGUGGUCCUGUACGUCGCAUCCAACUUCCUCCUCGCUCCUCCGCCGGCUUGCUUCAACACCAUCUCCGAUGAACACGCCCGGGAGCCGGCGUCUUCUCUGCGGACGGGGGAAGAUCAAGCCAUCGAGCCCAUCUCGGACAUCGGCAUUGACCGGAUGAACCAUCUCAUGUUUGGCGAGCAAGGGUUUCAUUCACUUCCAAGAGGAGGAUGGACUCGGCUGAACCCAUCGUGAUCUCUUUUUUUUAUGAUAGAUGUGCAAGGGUUUUAUUUAUUUUUUUUGCUUUCCAAGAUUCAUU
Triticum aestivum (bread wheat) is the source of this 651-nucleotide messenger RNA. Its product is annotated as phosphatidylinositol N-acetylglucosaminyltransferase subunit P. The record is from RefSeq and is a predicted model, not a curated record. The transcript is spliced from 3 exons. NCBI's taxonomy places the organism in Eukaryota, Viridiplantae, Streptophyta, Magnoliopsida, Poales, Poaceae. The coding region runs from base 90 to 587 and encodes 165 amino acids.